Cokeromyces recurvatus is the source of this 2941-nucleotide messenger RNA. RefSeq lists its product as uncharacterized. Lineage: Eukaryota; Fungi; Mucoromycota; Mucoromycetes; Mucorales; Mucoraceae. Gene Ontology annotation, molecular function: RNA polymerase II cis-regulatory region sequence-specific DNA binding; DNA-binding transcription activator activity, RNA polymerase II-specific. The record is from RefSeq and is a predicted model, not a curated record. The coding region runs from base 443 to 2845 and encodes 800 amino acids. Gene Ontology annotation, cellular component: nucleus. Gene Ontology annotation, biological process: regulation of transcription by RNA polymerase II. The transcript has 4 exons.
AAGGGUAUAUAUCAUGAAAAACAACAACAGUUUGUACCAGCUUGGAGUACAAUAGGCAAUCCAGGUCAAAAAGAACACUCUAAUAAUAAUAGUAAUAAUAAUAAUACCCCUACUUUCUUUACACCUCGGUUUUUAGAAGCAUUGCAAGAAGAUGAGUCCUAUAGUACUUCAAGCUUUCCAUUCCCUAUGAGUAAAGAAACUGAUUGGAAUCGAUCAUCUCCUUCAAAAGGCUUUGCUGAAGGUUCAUCUACAGAUUGUUAUACAAUAACUACAACGGUAAUAUAUAUGAUAUAUAUAUAAAUAUAUAUUAUUUUGUAAAUAACUUACUUUAUAUACCAAAAAGUUUCCAGGAAAAAAUUCAACCUUUCAAAAUGAUAAAUGUACUCCUUCUCCUUUUACACAACAACCAUUUUCUGUUGCUCCACAAAGUGAAUAUUCGUCCAUGAUACCCUCAUCUGAUAAUUUACAUAAUCAUUCAAUGAUGACUCAUGAAUUGCCUGUGUCUUCGUUAACGACAACUACAUCUGUAAGGCCUCCUAAUUAUUUAUUAACAGAGGAAAAUAAUCAACAACGAUUCAUUGAAAAUCGACAAAGAGCAUUGCAAAAGUGUACUAUCCAUGAAGCUAAAAUGAAGACCUUUAUACAAAACUAUUUAUCGCAUCAAUAUAAUGAUAAAGAAAAGACAGUUGUUAUUUUAACGAGCAAAGUAGCUCAAAAAAGUUAUGGAACCGAAAAAAGAUUCUUGUGCCCUCCUCCAACAGUACUUUUAAUAGGCACUGACUGGUGGACAUGUCCAAUAGAAAAACAACUGAAUACAAAUGAAUUGUUAAGAUUACCUGAUGGGAAAGAAUUAAGUCCACCCAAGAUGACUGUUUCUAUUUCAGGUGAGACCUCAAGUCAAUCAGGUCAAAUUGAAUGGUACACUGUUUCAAAGGCAACCGUUGGCCAAACAGGCAGACAACAACAACAACAACAACAACAACAACAACAGCAACAACAAGCUGUAUCUAGUACAAGUUCGCUAUCUCAACAGCAUCCGAGUCGAUUUCGUAGUUCAGCUGAAUCAAGAAACAAUCAAAUUGACUGGUAUCAUAACCCAUCACAUGAAAUGUUAACCGCUGGUAAAUGCGUUUCUAAACAUCUUUAUAUUAAUGAUGCAGAUGAGAAACGUAAACGAGUGGAGGCUUUAGUACGUAUUCAGUUAGCUGAUGGUAUUCAAUUAGGUACAUUAGCUUCAAAGGGUAUUAAAGUUAUUAGUAAACCAUCGAAAAAAAGACAGAGUGUGAAAAAUAUGGAGCUGUGUAUUCAUCAUGGAACAACUAUCUCAUUGUUUAAUCGAAUCCGUUCACAGACAGUAUCUACUAAAUAUCUUGGAGUUUCAUCUUCUACAACUUCAUUCCCAGGACAACCCUUUGAUGGCAAGACAAGUACACCCAAUGAUGGUAACACUUGCUUCGUGGCUCGAACAGUUUGUUGGGAUCCCUUUGUAAUUUGGAUUGUUGAUACUUCUGUCACAGAAGAAAAAAUAACUCAUACCAAUACGGUAGAGGACUUUAUAGGAAACAUUGGAACAGCAACUCAGCAUAAUAAUAAUAUAACAUCGUCAGCACUUUCUUAUUAUCCACCUCCACCUUCUAUUGCCUUAAAGAACAGAACAAGUCAACUGAUACCUAUUCAUUAUAAUCAACAUAUUGUGCUACAAUGCCUAACGACCGGUCUUGUGAGCCCAGUUAUGGUCAUUCGCAAAGUUGACAAAGCAUCUACUGUCGUUGGAGGAGCACCCCAAGGUAGCCAUAACGCAACAGAUGAUCCUUACUUGAAUGGAGAUGAAGUUUUAGGUGACCCUGUAUCUCAAUUACACAAAGUAGCGUUUCAAAUUGUACAACAACAACAACAACAACAACAGCAACAAUCGGCCACUUAUCUUGCUUGUUUAAAUGAUGUAGUAGGUAUGCAUAAAACAACCGAACCUCGAAAACUCUUUGUCAACUUGACAGCAAUGACUUCUUCUUCUUCUUCUUCUUCUUCUUCUUCUUCUUCUUCCUCUACAGGUAUCUUCAUCUCAGCUCCUACUAAUCACAUUCCUCAUCAUAAUCUGGAUGAUCUUGAUGUUACUUCACAUGAAAUAGGUGGUAAGAUUGUUCGUAAAAGAAGAGUUUCAACCGAUUUGGUGGUGGCAAAGGCGACGAAUAGGAUGCUUGAGCCCUCUUCUUAUGUCAUUCAUGAUGACUUUAACUUUUAUCACACGACUCAUGUAAGACAACCGCAAUCACAACAACCACGUAAAUUGAGUGUGAGUAGUCAUGGUUCUAUUGGAGGUGGUAGAAGAGCUUCAAAUAGUGGGAAUCAAACGACUGCAACUGCUGCUGCUUCAAAUCAUUUAGGUGCUUAUUGGUUUGAAGAUGUAUCUGAUGCAGCUGUUUGGACCAUUGUUGGUACAGCAUAUACAUUUCUAUUACCUACAGCCACUACAAAUGAAGAAGAUAAUAACAAUAGCAGUAGUAGUAGUGGUAGUAGUGGUAGUAGUGCUGCUGUAUCCGUCAGUAAUACUCCUUUUCCUGUGUUGUCUACUAUUUCAACAAAAGCCUAUAUAAAAGAUAGUCAUCAACAGCAAUUAUUAGCAUUGCAUGGAGAAAACUUUUCAAGAGAUUUACAAAUCUGGUUUGGUAAUUUAAAAGCAAGUGGAAUAGAAUAUCGUAGUCGAGAACUCAUACUUUGUAAAAUACCAUUAAAACAUGAGCUACUCGCAGUAAAAAGUUUAUACGGACAAAUACCUAUUUUAUUAGUAAAAGGGGAUGGUACACUAUGUAAAACAAACAAAUUCUAUCCAUUAUUAGUAGUGUAAUCAUCAUUCCUUUCUUUUGUCUUCAUACUCUCCUUUAUCCAUUUUUUUUUCUUAUGACACAUAUGUUCUCUUCUUUCCCUUUUAAUUAUGUAUAUG